UGCCUUUUAGCGUUACUCAGGUGCGGCGUGAUUGUCAGGAUGUCUGAAACACUGUUCGUGUGCCCUAUGCACAACGUUUGGUAUGUGCUGGUGCUCGCGCUCUCUCUCCGGCUCAUAUAAGAGCAUAAAAACGCAAACGCGCUGCCUCAUGGCCAUGAAACGAGGGCGAGGCCAGCUGAGUGUCUUCUCCGUUUCUCUCCUUUCUCUUACGUUCGUUUGUGUUCGCUAUAGAUGGCCAUCAGCCGGCGGCCGUUCAUUCCAGAAAAGAUUCUGCUCGUACAAGUCCAUUGCGAUGGGAACGACGGAGAAUGAAGACGUAAAUAGGCCUGUGUUGCCAGCAAUAGAGAAGGGUGGGGGCGAUCAAGAAUAAGAGUUGUUCUUCGCAAACUGCAGGAUACCACCGUCUAUUGCCGGCGCUGGUGCGCUUCAACCGAGAAGUGGAGGCGCUCAGCGCUAUAGAGGAAGCCUUAUCGACCCGUCCACACUUGAUGCUCGACCGUAUGACUGGCUGCUAAAUGGAGUUCUUCGGCUUACCGGAUUGGAUCGUCUUAGCGGCGACUAUCUGUGUCCUUGUCUAUUUGUACGCUUCGUGGAACCGAAACUACUGGAGAAACCAGAAUGUCGUGUCAGAGCCAUUUUCCUUUCCAUUUGGUGCAACUUUCAAAUUAUUUCUCAAGCCAAUGUGCCAGCUUGACUCUGAAAGAUAUAAACGAUAUGGAAGGGUCUUCGGUACCUUCGAGAUGGGAAAUGCUGUCUUGUUUGUCGGAGAGGCAAAAUUGGUCGAACAAGUCCUAGUGAACGACUUUUCAUCGCUUCCGAACCGAAGGACCCUAACCUCUAACGACCCCGUGUUGGACAACAUGAUGAGUAUGGCACCCUUUGAACGUUGGAGCAAGAUUCGCAUGCCGGUGUCCCAGGCCUUCUCCAUCGAAAACGUGAAAAAGAUGAAUUCAUUGAUAGAAGACUGCGCUUUAGUUAUGGCGAACCAUCUGAAGAAAGCAGCACUGAAUGAAGAGGACAUCGACGUCAAAAAGUUUUUUGGGAGCUACACUCUGGACGUGAUCGCAAGAUGCGUAUUCGCCACCCGGAUAGACUCUCAUUCGGAAGGAAAGAGUGAAUUCGUCACCCAGUCAAGGCAGGCUCCUUCAGGACGUCUUACGCCCCGUAUCUUCGUGUACUUUCUUCUCCCGUUCAUCGCAAGAGCAACUGGUCUUCGACCACUCAGCCCCAGCGUGCUUGAGUACUUCAGGAGCUUAAGCCAAAACGUAAUCAAAAGCACACAGAAGAAGGAGCCGAAAGAUGAGAGCUUUGUUCACCUCUUUUUGGACCAUCAAGAGAAUCGUCAAAACACACAGGAUAGUUCUUCUGAGAGGGAUCAGCGAUUGUUCAACCUCGGUUCAGAGAUGAAGCCAGAUACUUCGUUAUAUUCCUUUGAAAAGCUUAACGAAGACCAAGCAAUGGCCCAGUGUUUGCUCUUCUUCAUUGCUGGCCAAGAAACUACUUCAAGAGUGAUUGCCUACACAUUGUAUUUGCUUGCUAUUCACCCAGAUGUACAAACAAAUUUGAGGAAGGAAGUUGAUGAGUGUUUUGCUACUCACGGUGAUCACCCCGACCUGGAAGCUAUCACGAAGCUGAAGCAUCUGCAUUGUGUUAUCUCGGAGUCGCUUCGAAUGUACCCGCCAGUAUCAAGACUUGAGCGAGUGCCUUGUUGCGACUACACACUUGGAGACAAAGGCGUGAGAUUGAAGAAAGGUGAUUUAAUCACAAUUCCAGUUUACUCCAUGCACUACGACCCGCUGUACUUUCCUGAACCCUUGUCGUUCAAGCCGGAGAGGUUCGACGACGAGAACGUCUCUUCGAUCGUACCGUACUCGUACCUACCUUUCGGCGGUGGACCGCGCAAUUGCGUAGCGUUGCGCUUUGCCCUGCAAGCUGUGAAGCUCUCUUUGGUUCACACCGUUCGCAGUGUCCAAGUGGUUCGGACCGAGAAAACAAGAGUGCCCCUGGAAUUCAAGCAUGGUUUCGGGCUCCUUACAGCGAAGGAUAUAAUUCUGGGAGUAAGGAAGCGGCCAUAGCUCGAACGCCAGCUGCGCAUGCGCCCACACCGACUCGCCCACCAUCGCAUCAAAUCGGGAUGCCACUAUCAUGUUCCACGUAAUGUGCGCUUAGUGGGACCCUCAUCUCGGGGUCUACGCCGUGGAAUAUCACGACUGGCAUAUGGUGGGAAAAUAAAGGAUCAUUUU
Messenger RNA from Rhipicephalus sanguineus (brown dog tick), 2243 nucleotides. Its product is annotated as cytochrome P450 3A24. The record is from RefSeq and is a predicted model, not a curated record. The coding region runs from base 516 to 2075 and encodes 519 amino acids. Lineage: Eukaryota; Metazoa; Arthropoda; Arachnida; Ixodida; Ixodidae. Gene Ontology annotation, molecular function: oxidoreductase activity, acting on paired donors, with incorporation or reduction of molecular oxygen; heme binding; iron ion binding. The transcript is spliced from 14 exons.